Molecule: messenger RNA, 1060 nt
Organism: Vanrija pseudolonga
Lineage: Eukaryota; Fungi; Basidiomycota; Tremellomycetes; Trichosporonales; Trichosporonaceae
Gene: DAM1
Product: DASH complex subunit DAM1
Exons: 7
Coding region: 7-819 (270 amino acids)
Biological process (GO): mitotic sister chromatid biorientation
Cellular component (GO): mitotic spindle; mitotic spindle pole body; mitotic spindle polar microtubule
Source: RefSeq, a predicted model, not a curated record
CGCACAAUGCCACCACAACCACACCCACUGCGGAGGAUAUCCACCGGCUCGUUGUCAGGCCUCGCACGGUCACAGGCCGACGCGACAGAGUCACCCUCGGGCCUCGACUUUCUCGCGCCGGCACUCGCAGACGUCGCGGACGAGGCCGCAACGCUGGCCACCAACAUCCAGCGCAUGAACAUGCUGCACGACGCGCUGGGUACAUUCAAUGAGGGCUUCGCGGCGUACCUGUACGCGUUGAAGAUUAACGCGUUCUGCAUCGAGUGGCCAGAGGCGCCGGUCCCAGCAUCCUGGGAGAGGCUGCCCGAGUUAACAGCUCCUCCUCCAAAAGAGCCAGAACCAGAGCCCGUGCACGAAUCACAACAGAAGGCCCGGGUUCCGCCCACGCCCGAGUCCAAGUCGUCGUACCGCGACCCAGACAUGACGUACGCGACUCAGUUCGACUCGCCGCCUCCUCGGGCGACUGCUCGGGGCAAGCCGAGCGCAGUGGUCGGGAGGAAGCCUCCAGCACCGGCCGUGGCUGCCAAGAAGAUCUCACUAGCAGCGAAGAAGAAGCGAGACCUCGAGAUUGCGCAGAUCAUCGACACGCAGCUGCCGCUCGAAUACCGUGGCUCAGAUCCUAACGCACGAUACGCCAUGGAGAAGGUCAUUGACAAGCUCAUGGGCGAGACUCAGGGCCUUGCAAUCACACAAAUCGAAGCGCCUCCAGAGCUCCAGCGCGUCCGUGUCAACAAGUGUCUGAUCUCGCUUAUCGCCAAGAAGCUGGUCACCAAGACAAACGAGGGGGGAAGAAACAUCUACCGCUGGGUCGGACAAUGAGUCAUGGACCGCUGUUGUAUUAUAAUCAAUCCAAGAUGCCCAUUCUAGAUGCCCAUCCUGGACAGCGAUGCCGUGAGGGACAGCUCGACGUCGUCGAGUUCCUGCCGUCAGCCCCACCUACACCCACCACCCACCUUGUUCUCCUGGUCGAGCAGGCGUUGCCGCAUGGCGCACCACGCGUCCCACGUGAGGUCCUCGAAGCUCUGGCGGCCAGAGCAGACAUCUGUUUCGCCAUACCUCC